CGUACAGUACACACACUGGACUCAGAAGGAGGUUUGUUUACUACAGCGGGAGCAGAAAAAUGAAAUUAAUUUAUGACUCAACGCCCUGUCUCCUCCACCUGAUGCUAUUGGCUGAGCUGUUUGUCCAUUCAUCAUCUCGUCCCACCCACAGUUCUCCUCUCUGUGGCAUGUUAAGAUCAAUGAUCCAUCAAGUGGACAGGUUGACAGUCUCAUCCAAAAAACUGCAUGACUUGACAGACGAGGAGCUCAUAAACUUUGAGGGUGUGGAAAAUAGACUGGACGGUCUUCCUCAUAUGCAACACACUGCGGCCCAUUUUAAUUCAUUGAAGGUGAACAAGUCCCUCCCCCAGCUGUUUGUGUUCAUUCAGUCCUUCAGGCUGCAUGUUGACUGGUUGAAAACAGCCAAAGAAAACGUCAGUUUAUCCUCCGAGUCAGCAGAGGACGUCAGCUCGCACCUCCUGCAGCUCUCCAACCUCAUUCACAAAUCUCUUCUCCUGAUCAGUGAAGAGGUUCCUCAGUCCCCGUCUGCCUCCCUCCCGGUCGUCUCCACAGCCUUCGAUGUGCUCCGGUUCUCCAUUGAGAUCUCUGAACGUUUGGAAGUCUUCUGUAACUGGUCCAAAAGAGUUUUGGUGCAUCUCCAGAGACUAUCCCACUGCCCUCGACAUUAGUGAGCCUCUGUCUUCAGCAUUUAAGCAACUCCUGAUGUCGUCCCACAAAACUAUCGGUAACUUACAAGAUCUUUAUCCAGGGAGGAAUCUUAGACGGGGUCCAGACUCAAAUAUAUCAACAAAUUUUGGAUAUGUUGCCAUGAAGAUUGGUACAUAUAUUCAUGGUGCCAGGAGGAUGCAUUUCAAUGACUUUGGUGAUUUCUUUUUUGUAACGCGACCCACAAGUGAAAGUGUCCAUUUAUCAGGUGAAAUAUUCCAACGUCUACUGAAUGGAUUGGCCUAAAAUGUGUUACAAACACGCUCAGCGUCUGCAUGUUAACAUUGUCACCGCAAGCAAGCUGAUGUCAUCAUAGACCCAAUUGUGAGGUUUGUUUACAAAAACUUCCUGGUAAAAAACUGUACAUAAAAAGUAUUUACAUGCAAUUUAACAGCGCUGAGCAAACAGGGACAAGGAAAAACUGGACGUACUCUCAUCUCAUUCAUCUUAAAUGCAUGUUUGAUACUUUCAUAUGUCAUCACUAUUGCCAAAAUAAGGUUGGAGACCUAAUUUACCUAUUGAGCCACGGACAAAAAAAAAAUGGAACCACCCAACUUUGCAAUCAGACUGACCAGCGGUGAGAUGUUGCUGUUCGUUACACUAGAUUUGGAUAAUCAAAGACGCUAGCAAAGCAACACAUGAGAAAAUGAGUACAGCAGAGACAAAAGAUAUACAGUAUACCUCUUUGUUUAACUAUAUCUUUAAAGCUAUGGUGCAUAGUAAUGACAUCAAAACUGUCGGUACGUCCACAUGAUAAAAGCGUUUCAUGAUUGCGCACCACCCCCACCCCUUCAGACAUGCAGUUGCUAGUAGCCAAGGAUGACACAAGGAGGACUAAAAAACAUUAUGGACUCUUCUGAAGAGCUAAUUAUCUUCAAUUGAGUUUCUGCGCUCCGAACGACACAAUCUUCUGAACAUGGUCACACUAAGAAAUGCAGAGAGAGUUGUGUGGAGAUGAUAGUCCUAAUUAGCUUUGUAGCAUUUGGCAACGGCUUGAGUGUAACGGACGUUCAUGAAAAAAAGCUACGCACUGAAGCUUUAAACAUUAGUUACGGCUGAAAACGACAACGGAAAACACGUUUGCCUAUUUCACGUAUCUCCGCACUUCAGUUGUCUAUCACAAAAAGGGAUUUUUGUGUUCUGUGAUUUGGUUUAUUGACGCACAACAAACUGCAAGAUGUUGAGUUCUAGAAACAUCAAUUCAGCAGCAAAAGAGAAUGUAAGAUUAUUGCAUGUUCUAAAGAAAAUAUGUUUUGUUUUGUAAGUGUUGUCUUACAUGAGGCCUUUACAUGUGCAGUACUAAUGCCCUGUGCAGAGGCACUCCCACCUGUCACUCCCUUUGUUUACAUUCACAGCGCCUGAGUGUUGAUCUACUCAGUGAGCUAUGUGACAAGAAAACGUUGUGGUACAAUUAAUAUUUUUCUACUGUUGUUUUUUUUUUUACCCUGUUUAGGAUGCUAUUUAUGAACUUUUUAUAUUAUAUAGUGUGGGAUGCAGGCAUCUCGUGUUUUUCUAUGGGUUAUCUAUUGUGUAAUAUUUAAUAAUAAUAAAUAUCAUAAUGUAUUGUCACACUGUAGUGCCUUUUACAGUAUUAUUUAUACCUUUUGAAUGUUUUGUUUUUGUAUGUUUU
Messenger RNA from Etheostoma spectabile (orangethroat darter), 2335 nucleotides. It is a transcript of the gene il11b, whose product is annotated as interleukin 11b. Bases 60 to 668 code for a protein of 202 amino acids. Gene Ontology annotation, cellular component: cytoplasm. NCBI's taxonomy places the organism in Eukaryota, Metazoa, Chordata, Actinopteri, Perciformes, Percidae. The record is from RefSeq and is a predicted model, not a curated record. Gene Ontology annotation, molecular function: growth factor activity; cytokine activity. Gene Ontology annotation, biological process: positive regulation of cell population proliferation; positive regulation of MAPK cascade. The transcript is spliced from 5 exons.